This is a messenger RNA of Penicillium olsonii, 1701 nucleotides long. NCBI's taxonomy places the organism in Eukaryota, Fungi, Ascomycota, Eurotiomycetes, Eurotiales, Aspergillaceae. The record is from the annotation of a GenBank genome assembly.
AUGCUCAAGUCAACUUAUGCUGCUCCUCCCCCGCUACCUGCAGGAUGGACAGAGCAUCGUGCCCCUACAGGCCAUCUUUACUACUAUAACUCCUCUACUAAGCAAUCAACAUAUACUCGCCCACAAGAACCUGCCCCAGCGCCUGUCCCAACUGCCCCGGCAAUCUCACAAGAAACUUAUACACCCGAAACACUACCUCCAUUUUCUUCGACACCCUAUGGACCGGCUGGUUAUGCCCCUGGGUCAGCGCAAUUUGACCCGUCGCAAAGCGGUCGUGGAAGAGGGGGAUUCCGUGGUGGGAAAGGCUACCAGGACAAGGGACGGAGAGGACCUGAAGACCGACCGAAGGCAAAGCAUGCCAUCCCAAAUUGCGCUCCUUGGCUAUUGAUUCGGACCAAGCUUGGAAGGAGAUUUGUUCACAACCCAGAGACAAAUGAAAGUUUCUGGAAGUUCCCAGAGGAUGUUUUGAAGGGUGUCACUGAAUUUGAUCGCCUCGAACGUGAGAAGAAGGAAAGAAAAGAACGGGGCGAGCCCGAAGAACCACCAAGAGAGCAAUCGCCCAAACCACAGACUGCUCCCGCGGACACAGGUGCGACAGCGGUCCAAGCCGAAGAGCCCAAGGAAAGAGGUUAUGACGACGAUGAAUAUGAAGAGGUCGAAGUCACCGACAGCGAAGGAGAAGAGGGCCAACCUUCCAAGCGCACGCGAACUGAAAGUGUUGGCGCCGAAGACAAGCCGCUUGAAUUCACCGAGGAAGACAUGGAGUACCAACUUGCGGCGAUGGGUGAAGACUACGGACUGGACCCUGGUGAAUAUGGCGAGGUUGGAGAGGAAGAUUGGGAAGAGGGCGCAGAAGGUCUCCCAUUGACUGAGGCUGAUGCCGAAGCUCUCUUCCGCGACCUGCUAGAUGAUUUCCAGAUUAAUCCAUUUACGACAUGGGAAAAUAUCAUUGAGGAGGGUCGCAUCAUCGAGGAUACGAGAUAUACUGCACCCGCGAACAUGAAAGCCCGACGAGAGAUUUUCGCCAAUUGGACCAGAGACCGCAUCCAGCUCGUGAGAGAACAAAAAGCGAAGCAACAAAAGGCUGAUCCUCGCAUUAAAUACCUGGAAUUCCUGCAAGAACACGCCACUCCAAAGCUCUACUGGCCGGAAUUCAAACGGAAAUACCGAAAAGAGCCUGAGAUGAAGGACUCCCAGCUGGGAGAUAAAGAUCGGGAGAAGUUCUAUCGUGACCACAUUUCGCGGUUGAAGCAACCCGAGAGUACUCGCAAAGCAGACCUCUCCACCUUGCUCAAAUCUGUUCCAUUGGAUUUGUUACACAGAUCCUCGAACAUUGAAGCCCUGCCGUCGGCGAUCAUUACCGACAUCCGAUACAUUGGACUUGCGCCUAAAGCGCGCGACCCGUUAAUCGAGGCAUACUUGUCUACUUUACCCCCUGCACCGGAAGUGCAAAGAUCAGCCGAGGAGAUCGAGGAGCUGGAUCGCAAGCGCGUUGAACGCGAGAAGCGCGAGAAGGCCUUGGCUGAUCGGGAGAAGCGGGUAGAGGAAGAAAAGCGCCGACAGCGAGGGGAUCUCUUGCGUGGCAAGCAUCUCCUACGUGAAGGAGAGGCCGAAGUUGAAGAGGCCAUGAGAGUCAACAAGGACGGACUCAAGAGCUACAUGGAGAUUGACGAGCCAAGAGAGGAACAGAAGCCGAGUUAA